UCAUGGGUACCAUCGCCAAAUUGUCCAUUGUCAAGGGCAAUCAACAAGAAUUGAUUCCACGUCACUUACACAGAAUCUUUGAGGAAGGUGUGGCUCAUCGUUCGCAUAAAACCGCUCUAAUACACUACAAAGAUGCCAAUACGGCGGCCGAUUUUCAAAAGCAACUGCCCCGCCAAACGUCAUAUUUGGAAAUGAAUCGCAGAGCAAAUCAAUGUGCUCGCCUUCUAGUUAGGGAAGCCACACAACGUUUCCUCCAGCCCAAUGCAGAUGGUGAUUAUAUAAUUGCUGUUUGUAUGCAGCCAUCGGAUGAUUUGGUAACAACUCUAUUGGCUAUAUGGAAGGCUGGUGCCUCAUAUUUACCCAUAGAUCCAAGUUUCCCAACAAAUCGCAUCCAGCACAUUCUACAAGAAUCCAAACCAAUAAUUGUGGUUCAAGACGACAGUGUGGACAGCAGUCGGUUCGAUUCGACACUGGUUACUACCCUCACGAUUUCAGAAUUAAGUUUGAACUCGUCACAAAUGCAGGGGACUAAUCUGAUGGCCUCGGAAAUGUUAAGCAGCGGUGUCAGUAAUUUGGCCAUUGUUCUGUAUACAUCGGGAAGUACCGGCAUACCAAAGGGUGUUCGUCUCCCACACGAGGUCAUAUUAAAUCGUUUACAAUGGCAGUGGUCCACAUUCCCAUACGCUUUGAACGAAACAGUGGGAGUAUUUAAAACAGCUUUGACAUUUGUUGAUUCCGUGGCAGAAUUAUGGGGACCAUUGUUGUGCGGUAAGUAUUUAAAAUCCAAUUUAAGAUUCAACACCAUUCCACAUUUACUCAAUACAAACAAACAAAUUUCAAUUCCUUCCCUAGGAUUGGCAAUUUUGGUUGUACCAAAGGCAAUAACUAAGGAUCCCGAGCGUCUUGUCCAAGUGCUUGAGAAGUAUAAAAUACGCCGCUUAGUUUUGGUGCCUACUUUGCUGCGAUCCCUACUUAUGUAUUUGAAUUUGGAUGGUGGCCGAAUCACCACAGGCAGCAACGAAGGCAAACUUUUGUAUAAUCUACAUAUCUGGGUAUGUUCCGGUGAACCAUUGCCAGUGGCCUUGGCAAGCAACUUUUUUGAUUACUUCCAAGAGGGUGUUCAUGCCCUUUACAAUUUCUAUGGAUCCACUGAGGUUAUGGGCGAUGUCACCUAUUUUGCCUGUGAAACGAAGAAGCAAUUGCAGCACUUAGAUCGCGUGCCCAUUGGUAUUCCAGUAAAUAAUACCGUUGUCUACCUAUUGGACUCUGACUACAGGCCAGUUAAGCAUGGUGAGAUUGGAGAAAUUUACGUAUCGGGUCUAAACUUGGCCGAUGGUUAUGUUAAUGGUCGGGAUAAGGAGAAAUUUGUAGAGAAUCCCCUGGCUGUGGAGUUGAAAUAUUCACGUAUUUAUCGCACUGGCGAUUAUGGUUCCCUUGCAGAUGGGUACAUUUUCUAUGAAGGGCGUACCGAUUCCCAAAUUAAAAUCCGCGGUCAUCGUGUUGACCUCUCCGAAGUGGAGAAAAAUGUUGCCGAACUUCCAAUGGUGGAAAAGGCCAUUGUGCUUUGCUAUCAUGCUGGCCAACUUGAUCAGGCCUUGCUGGCCUUUGUCAAACUACGUGAUGACUGCCCUCUCUACAAUGAGUUGCAAUUGGAAAGCAAGCUAUCGGAUAAAUUGGCCGAUUAUAUGAUACCACAAGUUGUGUUAAUCGAGCAAGUUCCACUUUUGGUCAAUGGUAAAGUCGACCGUCAAGCCCUCCUGAAGAAAUAUGAAACGGCCAACAACAAUGAGGGUGAUUCAAGCAUUGUGUUAGACUUCGACUAUUCCCAAGUACCAGACGAACUGCGUCCAGUGGCUGAAGAUCUCUUCGAAACCGUUGGCAGUGUUAUUGGACGAUCGACUCGGGCCACCUUAACUCCCCAAAGUAAUUUCUACGAACUGGGUGGCAAUUCAUUGAACUCUAUUUACACGGUAACACUGCUGCGUGAAAAGGGCUAUAGCAUUAGCAUCUCCGAAUUCAUAGCCGCUAAAAAUUUGGGUGAUAUCUUGCACAGCAUGACCAAAGAUCGUGAGAUCAAUAUGGUGGAAGAUACAGAAAUUUGGUUAAGUGCUUGUCCUCACUUGGAUAUGGAAGCUGUACCCCUACAAUACUCACACAAACAGGAUGUCAUCCAAAUUAUCGUGGACAGUUUCUAUGGAAAGGCUGACUUGGAACAAUGGCUGAAACCGGAUAUAUUACGCACCGAUUACAGUGAUUUAAUAUCGGACAUUUGGGACGAUUUGGUGGAAAAAGAUUUGAGUUUUGUUGUGGUCGAUAGGAACACAAAUCGCAUCAUUGGCACAUCUUUAAAUUUCGAUGCCCGCGAUGAACCCGAAGUAGAAGUAAAAUCAAAAUUGAUUGUUGUUUUCGAACUUUUGGAAUUUAUAGAAGGACCAAUUAGGGACAACUACUUGCCCAAGGGCCUAAACAAAAUUUUACAUUCGUUUAUGAUGGGUACCAAUGUUGAUCUCAAUGCUCAAGAGAAUAUUGCAUGUAUGCAUUUUAUGGAACAUGAAGUAUUAAAAUUGGCUAAAGAGAAACAAUUCGCUGGCAUCUUAACCACCAAUACCAGUCCUCUGACACAGCAACUAGGCAAUGAUGUCUACAAUUAUAAGACCCUAUUGGAUUAUCAGGUUAACGAAUAUGUGUUUACAGACGGUACACAUCCCUUCGGUAAAGCACCCGACUCACAGCGAGCCAUUGUACAUUGGAAGGAAGUUACACCCUAA
Molecule: messenger RNA, 2768 nt
Organism: Musca vetustissima
Lineage: Eukaryota; Metazoa; Arthropoda; Insecta; Diptera; Muscidae
Gene: e
Product: beta-alanyl-bioamine nonribosomal peptide synthetase ebony
Exons: 6
Coding region: 3-2768 (921 amino acids)
Source: RefSeq, a predicted model, not a curated record